Molecule: messenger RNA, 2284 nt
Organism: Hippocampus comes (tiger tail seahorse)
Lineage: Eukaryota; Metazoa; Chordata; Actinopteri; Syngnathiformes; Syngnathidae
Product: cyclic nucleotide gated channel subunit beta 1
Exons: 16
Coding region: 1-2205 (734 amino acids)
Biological process (GO): monoatomic cation transmembrane transport; retina homeostasis
Cellular component (GO): intracellular cyclic nucleotide activated cation channel complex; plasma membrane; photoreceptor outer segment
Molecular function (GO): intracellularly cAMP-activated cation channel activity; cGMP binding; protein-containing complex binding
Source: RefSeq, a predicted model, not a curated record
AUGGCGCCCCGAGCUCGGACGGCUCCCGGGAAGCCGGCCGCCACGCCAACGGUCGUUGACGCGCACGUGCCGGUCUCGAGAGAUGCCGGUCGUAUAUCCACGCACGGCGAUGUGAUUUCGAGCUCUCUGUCGCGAUCUCGUCCCAGCGGGACGGCGGAUCUCGCCGUGGAUGAGGACAAAGAUGAGUCGGUGAAGAUGGGACUCGGGUCCCGGUCCGGUCGAGGGGACCUAUUGACCGCGGCCGUCCGUCCGGCGUCGGCGGCCAGCGUCGGAAGCGCGGCGGUCCAGGAGCGUCUCGGCCAGCUGGUCGGGCUCUUCAAAGAUCGUACGGAACGCCGCAAAGACCGCCUGCUCGAUCCGGACGAGUCGGAGGGCCGGGAAAGUCCCGCCGCCUCUCCGCCUCCCCCGCCGCCGCCCGGAGAAGACGAGACGGAAGGCCCCGCCGUCGGAAAGGAAGAGGAAGAGGCCCUUCUUCUCUUUCAUCUUCUGGGACGUCCCGUUCAAAUUCCCAAACGUCUUGCCGUGCCCAAAUGGCUCCGAGCCGUCGCGGAGUUCCGGUUCCCCUCCAGCAUCGACCCGUUCACCGACCUGGUCUAUGUGCUGUGGCUGUUCUUGGUGGUCGCGGCCUGGAACUGGAACGUUUGGUUGAUACCCGUCCGCUGGGCCUUUCCCUACCAGACCCCGGAGAACCUCCACCUGUGGCUUCUGGUCGACUACGCCUGCGACCUCAUUUACAUCACCGACAUCCUGGUCUUCCAGCCCCGCCUGCAGUUUGUCCGCAGGGGGGACAUCGUGUGCGACCGAAAAGCCAUGCAAGAAAACUACAUGACCACCGACAGGUUCAAGAUGGACGUCAUCAGUCUGUUCCCCAUGGAAAUCCUCUACUACUGGACGGGGGUCACGUCUCUGCUCCGAUUCCCUCGUCUGCUCAAGUACCACGUUUUCUUCGAGUUCAAUGACAGAAUGGAAGCGGUGAUGAAGAAGGCCUACAUCUACAGGGUGAUCCGGACCUCCACCUACCUGCUGUACUCCCUGCACGUCAACGCGUGCCUGUUCUACUGGGGCUCCGACUACCAAGGCUUGGGUUCCACCAAGUGGGUCUACGACGGGAAUGGCAACGCUUACGUCCGCUGUUACUACUUUGCGGUGAAGACGUUGAUCACCAUCGGCGGGCUUCCGGACCCGACCACCGUCUUCGAGAUCUGCUUCCAGCUCGUCAACUAUUUUGUGGGCGUCUUCGCUUUCUCCAUCAUGAUCGGACAAAUGAGGGACGUGGUGGGGGCGGCCACGGCCGGCGAGAACUACUACCGGGCCUGCGUGGACGGCACCGCCAAAUACAUGAACUCGUACGAGAUUCCCAAGGCCGUCCGCAACCGCAUCAAGACCUGGUACGACUACACGUGGAAGAGCCAAGGCAUGCUGGACGAGCAAGAGUUGCUGUUGCAGCUUCCUGCCAAGAUGAGGCUGGACAUCGCCGUGGAUGUCAACUACUCCAUCGUCAGCAAAGUGGCGCUGUUCCAGGGUUGCGAUCGUCAGAUGGUGUUUGACAUGCUGACAAGACUCAAAUCUGUCGUCUACCUGCCGGGAGACUUUGUGUGUAAGAAGGGCGAGAUCGGCAGGGAAAUGUACAUCAUCAAGCAGGGCGAGGUCCAAGUGGUGGGCGGUCCGGACCUCGGGACGGUUUUCGUCACCAUCAGAGCGGGUUCGGUGUUUGGCGAGAUCAGUUUGUUGGCGGGGGGCGGAGGGAACCGGCGCACCGCCAACGUGAAGGCGCACGGAUUCGCCAACCUGUUCAUCCUGGACAAAAAGGACCUGGCGGAAAUCCUGGUCCACUAUCCGGAAUCCCAGAAACUUCUACGCAAGAAGGCCAAGACCAUGCUGACAAAGGACGACGAGAAGCCGCGGGAAAAGGGAAGCGGCAAAGACCCGCCCCAGCUCAUUCCGGUCCCGCCCGACACGCCCCGAAUGUUCAAGGCGGCGAUGAGGGUGACGGCGCGGGCGGGACUGGCGGGAACCUUGGCCAAACUCGAGAAGAGCUGCGGCCCGCCUCGGCGCACGCCUCCGCCCUCUCCCUUGCCCGCGGGCCACUCGUCGGUCAUCGCCACGACGUCGCCGACGGAAGGGGAGGAGCUUCUUUACGCGAGGGCGGCGGCCACCGGGGACCGGGAAGCGGAGAAAAGGGAGGUGGAGGAAGAUGCCGAGUAAAGGGCUUCCCAGCGAGCGAGCGGGCCGGGACAAUACGCUUUCCCGCAAAACCCGCCAUGGCGCCUUGCUUAUCGGUCUG